AUGUACAUUGCCUUCUGUCAUAUAAUCGCUAGUCGUGGACUGCUCCCAAGCAGUAAUUUCAAGAAGAGGACUCUCGACGAUGCCGUUGAUCAGCAGUACCUCCGAGAGCUAAUGCUUGUAGUCAGCCCUACAGAACACGACGAAAAUGAUGCUAUUGAAGUUUACUGUUGGAGGAUGCGAUAUGAUGCCGAUGGUGAACCGCAAGCAGAGCUGAGACAGAAUACAGCACUUGAAAAAGCAAGUAGCAGAGUUGAUGCUCAGGAUAAGAUCGCUAUGCAAAGGACUAUUAGGGCUUUACAUAUGACAGCAUCAGCAACUUUGGGCGAAUCACUUAUACGGACCGCACCGGGAUUUUAUCGUUCUCCCGAAGAUUUUCUUUUGAGGUCGGAUGCACAAGAAAUUGAAAUAGGAGCAAUGCAAACCAAUUAUCAUGGCGCUUCUGUGGUUGUGCAGAGCGUGUACAUAGACGACGCAUACGCUGCAGAGUUGAGACUAAGAGAAGGCAUGCAAGGUGAUGUUUUAAACGAUUCGUUGAACGAUUCUUAUGGCGAUGAAGCGGGAGCUGGAGAUGACGGCAACCGUUCUGAUAAUAACGAUAAUAACGAUACGAUGGAGCGUAUUAGUGGGACAAGUGAGCGUCAGGCGGAUGCUGUCGAGGUUCCUCGUAGUGAAAUUUCUACCAGAGCUGAUGACAGCGGUAGCCGCUUAUCAAGUCGAAUUACGGAAUCGGCAUCAAAAAGACGAAAUGACCAGUGA
Molecule: messenger RNA, 756 nt
Organism: Ostertagia ostertagi
Lineage: Eukaryota; Metazoa; Nematoda; Chromadorea; Rhabditida; Trichostrongylidae
Source: the annotation of a GenBank genome assembly